Molecule: messenger RNA, 2702 nt
Organism: Porites lobata
Lineage: Eukaryota; Metazoa; Cnidaria; Anthozoa; Scleractinia; Poritidae
Source: the annotation of a GenBank genome assembly
AUAGAACAAUUCCUGCAAUCCAAAAAGUCCGUCAUAAGCAUUCAAAAUCUGGACGAGCUGUGUUGUGCCUGUGCGCUGGUCGCCGCCAAAGCCUACCGAGAUUGGGGUUGCCGACAUUGGCAAUACGAUAACGUGAGAAGGGGGCACCCCAUCCAAGGACAGUUGGCCAGACAGUUACAUCGUCGUGCUCGAGUCCCAGAAGGCCCUUGUGGAAUUGGAGAGUUAAAUUUGUUCCAGAUAGUCCUGGCGGAUUAUCAGAUCGUGGUCGUCUCUGCCGAUCACGGCUACCAGAUCAUCUUCAAAGGCCCUCACCAACCCGACAACAAAUUGUUGUGUCUCAUCAAAGUCCAAAACCAUUUCCAUGUAUGCCACCCCCUGGCCGGGUUCUUUGGCAAAAACUACUACUGUUUGGAAUGCGAAAAGGGUUUCAACAACAAUGACUUGAGGCACCACAGGUGCCCCAGCCGAAAAUGCCAAUGUUGCCACCAAACCAAUUGCCUUGACUUUGCCGCUGCCCAAGGACCCGCCUCCGUGCCGUGCAAAUAAUGUCAUUCUGUCUUCUUCGGACCCGAGUGCCUCCUCAACCAUCAGACCCAUACCAGUGCUGGACGUGUGGCUGUACCGCAGACAACCGUCUCCAACACCCAUCAGCCCUGUCAAUCCUGCCAGACUCUGUGCCAAAAGCUCCUGACCGGUCAAAGACACUGUUGCAGGUACAGCAAAUGCCCGUCGUGUAAGGAGGUCGUACCCACCGACACCGUUGUUACAUUCAACCGAUUGUGAAACAGGUUCCCCGGCCCACCAGUUGUCGCUGCCGUGGGGCCGCCGCAGGACUGGCACCCUGCAAGCCAACACCAGUAGCCUUGAUGAUAAUGAUGAAGCUGAGGAAGAGGGAACAUCAUGAAAGUGAUGAACAGUUCACCUUUCAUGGCGACCAUUGUAUAGAGGCCUUCUUAGACUGGGCCCAGACUUCGAUGCAGACCAAUAACCCCGACGUUAGGAGAAAAGUGAUAUGCAUUGCGCAUAAUUUCAAAGGAUACGAUUCUUAUUUCGUGUUGGAACAAUGUCAUGCCAAGUACCUCAAACUGGACCAACUGGCCAAUGGUACCAAGAUUUUGUCUCUGUCGUUUGGGGGCCUCAAGUUCCUCGACAGUUUGUCCUUCUUGCGGAUGGCACUCUCCAGUUUUCCCAAGGCCUUUGGCUUAUGCGAACUGAAAAACGGUUUUUUCUCCCAUUUUUUUAAUGUGAAAGAACAUGAACACUACAUAGGACCUAUUCUUACCCGUGGCUACUACGAUCCUGAAGGCAUGAGCACGACGAGAAAAGCAGAAUUUGAGGAAUGGCAUGCUGCCCGUGUGGCAGAACAUUACGAGUUCAACUUUCAAGAGGAACUGUUGACCUAUUGCGAAUCCAAUGUCUGCCUCCUCAAGGAAGGGUGUGUGAAAUUUGCCCAUGAAUUCCAGCAACUGGCAGGGUUUAACCCCUUCGAACAUUGCAUCACCAUUGCCAGUGCUUGCAACCGUUUUUUCCGCAAACACAAGGGAAAGCCUUAUUCCCGCGCUGCCAUGGAAUGGCUCCAUUGGCAAGAACACGUACAGAGAGAAGCCAGGCAUGACGCCAUCACCCAGGAAGAGUGGGAGCAGCACGAUGCCAUGGCGGAAGCUUACCCAGAGUACCAACAUCCGUUCAUGGAAGCAGACCAAAUCCAGCACGCCAAAAAUAAAGGUGAACAGACCCUCCUGAUUGCCAACAAACCCCUUUGCGUGGACCGGUACAACGCUGUCAGUCGCACCGUGUACGAAUUCCAUGGAUGCUUCUUCCACGGGUGCCCCACCUGUUUUCCGAACCGCCAUGCCCAGAUCCGGAUGCACGACAGACAAACUAUGGAUGACCUGUACCAGCGCACCCAGGCGUGGGACCGAGCCAUCCUCCAAUCUGGGUACUCUCUCCAAACCAUGUGGGAGUGCGAGUGGAAUCGACUCAAGGCAUACCGCGAUGAUAUCCAAGGGUUAGGUCUCGUGGACCACCUCGAACCCCGAGACACGUUCUACGGAGGACGCACCGAAGCUGUGAAACUGUACGCCACCGCUGACCCGGAGAAAGGCGAGUUCAUUCAUUACCUGGAUUUCACCUCAUUAUACCCCUGGGUGAACAAGAACUGCCGUUACCCCGUGGGACAUCUUGUCAUCCUCAUGGAGCCUGAAUCCUCAGACCCGUCUCCUUACUUUGGCCUCGUGAAGUGCACAAUACUGCCACCUUAUGGCUUGUACUUGUCCGUUCUACCCUACCGGAGCCAGGGAAAAUUGCUUUUUCCCUUGUGCAAAAGUUGUGUUGAGGAAGAACUUGGGAAGCCGUUCUUGCGGUGUAGCCACCAUUGCAGUCAUUCCGAAGCCGCCUGCGCCCUGAACGGCACUUAGUGCACGCCAGAGCUCCAAGAAGCCUUAACCCAGGGGUAUGACAUACUCAAAAUCCACGAGAUUUGGCAUUUCCCACAAACCUCCACGAGUUUGUUCGCCCAAUACAUCAACACGUUCCUCAAGCUCAAGGAAGAGGCCGAUGGCUGGCCCACUCCUGUAGGUACAGAUGAAGCAAAACGCCAGGAAUACAUCGCUCAAUACCUAGAGCACGAAGGAGUUCAGCUGCAGUAUCAUGCCAUCGAGAAGAAUCCUGCUAAGAGAGCCUUAGCCAAAUUGAUGCUUUCC